Molecule: messenger RNA, 2317 nt
Organism: Conger conger (European conger)
Lineage: Eukaryota; Metazoa; Chordata; Actinopteri; Anguilliformes; Congridae
Gene: suclg2
Product: succinate-CoA ligase GDP-forming subunit beta
Exons: 11
Coding region: 66-1361 (431 amino acids)
Biological process (GO): succinyl-CoA metabolic process; tricarboxylic acid cycle
Cellular component (GO): succinate-CoA ligase complex; mitochondrion
Molecular function (GO): succinate-CoA ligase (GDP-forming) activity; ATP binding
Source: RefSeq, a predicted model, not a curated record
UGUGCUUCUCUCCAAGUAGUAACCACUCGCACGUGUUUCAGUUCCGUUCUUGCUUCCGGGUCAUCAUGGCGGCAUCCAUGGCUUCACAGGCAAUACUAAGAGGACUACGUGGAGCUAGUACCAGAUACUUAUUUCUCGAGAAGAGCAAGUUGGGGAGGGUGAACCCCAGACGAUGGCUCAACCUGCAGGAGUACCAGAGCAAGAAGCUGAUGCAGGAGAGCGGGGUGACGGUGCAGCGCUUCUUCGUGGCAGACAACGCCCCCGAUGCCCUGGAGGCCGCCAAACGACUGAAUGCCAAGGAGAUCGUUUUAAAGGCACAGAUCCUGGCAGGAGGGCGGGGGAAGGGCGUGUUCGACAGCGGCCUUAAAGGAGGGGUGCACUUAACCAAAGACCCUGCUGUGGUGGGGGACCUGGCCAGUAGGAUGCUGGGAUAUAACCUGACCACCAAGCAGACGCCAAAGGAAGGAGUCAAAGUUAAAACAGUGAUGGUGGCCGAGGCCUUGGACAUCACCAGAGAGACGUAUUUCGCCAUUCUGAUGGACCGCGCCUGCAACGGGCCGGUCAUGGUGGGCAGUCCCCAGGGCGGGGUGGACAUCGAGGAGGUGGCAGCCAGCACACCUGAGCUCAUUUUCAAGGAAGUCAUAGAUAUUUUUGAAGGGGUGCAAGACGAUCAGGCAGUUCGCAUGGCAGCUAAUUUGGGUUUCAAAGGACCUCUGGAGCGACAGGCAGCAGAUCAGAUUAAGAGACUCUAUGAUCUCUUCCUGAAAGUCGACGCUACUCAAGUUGAAGUCAAUCCCCUUGGCGAGACUCCCGAAGGACAAGUUGUUUGCUUCGAUGCAAAAAUAAACUUCGAUGACAAUGCAGAGUUCAGGCAGAAAGACGUCUUUGCGAUGGAUGACAUGACGGAGAGCGACCCCACCGAAACCGAGGCGGCGAAAUACGACCUCAAGUACAUCGGACUGGACGGAAACAUCGCCUGCUUCGUGAAUGGCGCUGGUCUUGCCAUGGCGACGUGUGACAUCAUCGAUCUGCACGGAGGAAAGCCUGCUAACUUCCUGGACUUGGGAGGGGGGGUUCAGGAGAACCAGGUGUACCAGGCAUUCAAGCUUCUUACCGCUGACCCAAAGGUGGAGGCCAUCUUGGUGAACAUAUUCGGGGGGAUCGUGAACUGCGCCAUCAUCGCCAACGGCAUCACCAAGGCGUGCCGCGAGCUGGAACUGAAGGUGCCCCUGGUGGUCCGCCUGGAAGGAACUAAUGUGCAGGAGGCCAAGAGGAUCCUGAGUGAGAGCGGGCUGCCCAUCACGUCGGCCAGUAACCUGGACGACGCUGCCAGGAAGGCGGUGGCCAGCAUCAGGAAGUGACCGUCAGCACCCCCCGCCUCCCGCCUCACGCUCCGUCAUGUGACCUGAGUCCAGACGGUCACAGCGCCAUUCCUGUUUCUUUCGAUCAGAAUGUUUCAGUCUUAAACAAUCACCUUUUCUCGUACUGUACCUGAGAGUAUUAUUGACUGCAUUCUGAAUGCUGAGUUCAGGUUGUGCUGCACUGUCUCUCUCUACGGUGAGAUUCUUCAGGAGGGCGAGAUGUCAGUCAGGAGGAGUCUCAAAGAGCAAGGCGUUGUCAACAUGAAGAGAAAAUGUGCUGUUCCUUGGCUGCAGGCGAGAUGCUAAGGCCACAUAAUGCCUUUGUUAUUGUUUUAAGCGCGUAUGCUUCUGCCAUCACUGUGAAAUGAUAUCAGUGUCAUUUUUUCAUGGUUUGCCAUGUCUGCUGUUAGUGCUUCGCAAUAUGCCAAAAAAAAUAAUAAUCAUAAGAAACACUUUAUUUUAUGUAGUUGCUUUAUAAUAAUGAUAAUAAUAUAGCUAUAAUUUUGCUUAUUGCAAAAAAAGAAACAAUUCUGGUAUUUGAUUCCUUAAAAUAUCAUUUAUUAAAUAUGAGGAAUGUCACAAAUCAUGAUCAUGGUAACCGAACCAUUUUUUUGACAUCAGAUAUUAAAAUUUGGAAGUGGCAAUAAUGCAAUAAAUAUCAAGUCUCUCUUUUUAGCGAGGAUUUAUACAGUGAUCUUAUGAAUUAUAUAAUGGUCGUACAGUAUAACAAUUUAUUUUUUGAACAUAAAUUGCUAAAAUACCAUCUUUCUAUCAACCGGAAGGUUCUGUAAUACAUGGCAUCCUCAGGGUAAUGGCAUAAUGCAGAAUAAUCCAAGACAUAAUUUCUGUCUCAUUUUAAUUGAGGAUUUAUUGUUGUCAUGUAUGAAAAAGUGUAAUGUUUCAUAAACUGUACCGGUUCUCUGAGAGAUUAAAUAAAUGUGAAUUUUUGAAGAAUA